AUGUGUCUAUCCGGACUUACCCAAAUUCUUUAUGGUGUUCUUAUGGGAGCCAGUGCUAUUUUAACAGCGAUUGCCUUAUUUACUCCAAGCUGGAAUACACUCGAAGAUAAUCUUAAUGAUGGCAUUAAAACUGAUCCAUCAAAAUGGAAUGGAUUGAUGCCAUGGUCCUGUGUGAAUCAUUCCAAGGGCAAUACUUGUCAAGAUUGGUGGGCGAAUCUCCCAACAUGGCUGCGAACUGUUGUUGUUUGCAUGAUCCUCUCUCUUAUCGUCGAAAUAUUCGCGUUCGUAUACAAUGUGCUUACAUGUCUUGCCUGCUGCUGUAAAAAGUACGUCAUCCACCCAUUAACAUUUUUCGCCGUUGUCUCCACGAUCCUUCUUCUCAUCGCUGAUAUCGUCUAUGCCGCUGAAUGGGGAGAGUUCAUUAAAGGAAUUGAUACCAGCUCCCAACUUGGAUACUCAUAUUGGCUAUCCAUUGGUGCCCUUAUAUGUUCAGCAGCUAGCGUCAUCGUUGGAGCCAUCGCGGUGUUCUUUGGAGAACGCUGUUGUUAA
Molecule: messenger RNA, 549 nt
Organism: Caenorhabditis bovis
Lineage: Eukaryota; Metazoa; Nematoda; Chromadorea; Rhabditida; Rhabditidae
Source: the annotation of a GenBank genome assembly